AUGGAACUUCCAAUUCCCAAAGGCUACGAGUCUGUUAAUGACGCGAUUGAGUUCAGUGGUGUCGAGCUUUUGAAUGCUGCUAGCAGUGACCCUAGUGCACAGGCGAGAGAUCUGCUUGGAGAGGGCAUGACAGCAACGGAGAGCGAUGCUGAUUCGCAGCUCUUGCUUUACAUUCCUUUCAUGAACAACGUCCAGGUCGCAAGCAUUCUCCUAAAAGUAAACGAGGAAUCACAGGUCCCUAACCGAGCCAAGGUCUGGAACAGUCUACCUGCAGCGUUGUCAUUCGAGGAUGCGGAGAGCCAGAAGGCACCGUUUGAUGGUGCCGUAUCGAGCGUCAAAGAAGGAUGGCGCGAAAUCAAGCUGAGGUUUGUUUUGUUCCAGAAUGUAUCGUCAUUACUUGUUUUUUUGGAUGGUGAAGACCCUGACACCGCCACUGUGUUGGAGAGAUUAGUUAUUGUCGGCCGAAAGGGUCAGACGCGCGCGCAAGCGCCUUUACAAAGCCUCGAGGACGAGGACUAG
Molecule: messenger RNA, 519 nt
Organism: Wickerhamiella sorbophila
Lineage: Eukaryota; Fungi; Ascomycota; Dipodascomycetes; Dipodascales; Trichomonascaceae
Exons: 1
Coding region: 1-519 (172 amino acids)
Source: RefSeq, a predicted model, not a curated record